AUGACAGCCAAGGUCCCUAGGAACUUUCGCCUUCUAGAGGAGCUAGAGAAAGGAGAGAAGGGAAUGGGCCCUGAGGCCUGUUCGUACGGUUUGGCCGAUGGAGAUGACCUGAUGAUGACGAACUGGAACGGCACAAUCCUCGGCCCACCACACAGUGUACACGAGAAUCGGAUAUACAGCGUCAAUAUCCACUGCGGUGACCAGUACCCAGACUUGCCCCCAACGAUCCAGUUUGUCUCAAGGGUAAACAUACCCUGUGUUGACGCGAAGACCGGCAAGGUCGAUCCUUCCAAGCUCCCCUGCCUCGCUCAGUGGAAACGUGAAUUUACCAUGGAGACAGUGCUCCUUGAACUUCGAAGGGAUCACCGCUCCAAUGCCCAGAUGCCGCGAUAUAUACAUCCGAGAAAGUCGGGCGUUCACCGUUUAGCUUGCCUUUCCCUUUACCACGCCUUACUCUCGCAAUGCUCGAAAGCGUGGCUCACACGGUCCAAGGCAUCGGAUAUCCGGGAUAUUAUACAAACUAGGUUUCGUCUGGAUAAACCGGUAGAAAGUCCGAGCCGGAUUGAAAAGUCCCUGAGAGCUGGCUAUGAGGCUCUGAAAUUACUGAAAUCAUGCGCCGCCGGAGACUCUGCGAGCAUCGAACGCGUUGACUCGCUGAUCACCUCGACUCAACCUUUUAUUCAGAAAUACAAGGAUAAAUGCGCUCGACGCGCCCGUCGACUACAAGAGAUAGAACUGGAACAAGCCAACACUCCGAAAGUCAAGCGCCACUUUAGCGUUAAAAGAUUCUUCGAGUCAGUCCUGGUUCGACCUUACCCCAAAGUGUCCGGUAUUCGUCAGGCACCCCGAUUCGUCAGUGCACGCGGCGUACCAAUCCUUAGAAUCGAAAAGCCGCAAUCGAGGCGUUUGAGUCUAGCUAUUAAAAUUAAGCUGGACACCCGGUGGAAGAAAAUUUUACGCAAACAGAGGUUAACGUUUGAAGCUGCGCAGGCCCGGGAGGAGGAUGCAUGGGAUGCAUUUACUUCGCAAAAGGAGGAGGUCACUUGGGAGCAGGGUGUGCAGGACUGCCUCAAAACGGUUACGGAGGAUAUUCAGGAGGGAGAUGCUAGAGAUCUAGAGCUGGCGAAGAAGAUGUGGGAUGUAGUGGUGGCGGAGAGAAAGUUGGUGGAGAAGGAAGCGAGGGAGAGGAUGAAACAGGAUAUAGAGCCCAAACCGCUCGUUAAAGGAUGGUUGCAAUACUUUACGAGUGCAAAGGCUGCGGUUCAAUGA
Molecule: messenger RNA, 1269 nt
Organism: Arthroderma uncinatum
Lineage: Eukaryota; Fungi; Ascomycota; Eurotiomycetes; Onygenales; Arthrodermataceae
Product: putative DNA repair protein (Rad1)
Exons: 7
Coding region: 1-1269 (422 amino acids)
Biological process (GO): DNA damage tolerance; protein K63-linked ubiquitination
Cellular component (GO): nucleus
Source: RefSeq, a predicted model, not a curated record